CAUGUUCCACCGUCAGAAUCAUUGCUCAGUUUCAAUCCAUCAGUCGCGGAAGAAACACAGUUUUCCUGUUUCGAGUGCUAUAAUGUGCUGGUUACGCGCCGUAUCACUAAUAAGUGUAAUUUUUUUAGCCUGUACCAACGGAGGACAGCCAUCCUACAAGAGUCAGCCAAUACAAAGAAAGCCCGAAUACAAAUGCAUUGAGAGCAAUCUGCAGUACGACUGUGUGUUCUACGAUGUGCACAUUGAUAUGCAAACGCGAAAUGUACGCUUUGGUUUUGAGGAUGACACGCUAAACAACCAGAAAAAUAUUACCUUCAAAAACUCUACCAUGCGCAAACUGCCCGCUGCUUUACUCGCCUCCUUCCGCCAGGUUGAGUUGCUCGAUCUGAACGGCCUGCAGAUAGAGGAGAUCGAUACGUACGCGUUCGCUUACGCGCACACAAUACAGAAGCUGUCGAUGUCGAACAACAACCUGGAGCGCAUCGAAGACGACACUUUCCAAGCGACUACAGCGCUUCAAAAUCUUCAACUGUCCAGCAACAGGCUUACGCAUGUUGACCUUUCUCUCAUUCCCAGUCUCUUCCACGUCAACGUCAGUUACAACCUGCUCUCAACGCUUGCCAUACCGAUCGCGGUCGAAGAGCUAGACGCAUCGCACAAUCGCAUCAACGCCGUACGCGGACCCGUCAACGUGGAGUUGACCAUUCUGAAGAUGCAACACAACAACUUGACUGACACUGCUUGGCUGCUGAAUUAUCCCAGACUGAUCGAGGUGAAUCUUUCCAACAACGAGUUGGAGAAAAUAACGUACCACCACUUUGUCAGCAUGCAGCGCUUGGAGCGGCUGUACGUCUCCAACAACCGCCUUGUGGUGCUCAAUCUUUACCGACCCAUCCCAACGCUCAAAGUGCUCGAUCUGUCGCACAACCAUUUGAUGUGGGUGGAACAUAAUCAGGCACAGUUUGAUAAGCUUCAGUACCUUUAUCUCGACCACAACUCCAUCGUGACGCUUAAGCUUAGCACCAGUCAUACGCUAAAGAAUCUUACACUAUCGCAUAAUGACUGGGAUUGUAACAGUUUACGUGCACUUUUCAUAAACGUAGCCCGACCUGCAGUAGACGAUGCUGACCAGUACUGCAAGAUCGACUAUCACCUUGAGCAUGGUCUUUGCUGCAAAGAAAGUGACAAGCCGUAUCUGGACCGGCUAUUACAGUACAUUGCCCUGACGAGCGUGGUGGAGAAGGUGCAGCGUGCACAAGGACGCUGCAGUGCCACAGAUACCAUCAACAGCGUGCAAAGUCUGUCCCACUACAUCACACAACAGGGUGGUGUGCCACUGCAGGGUAACGAACAGCUCGAGGCUGAAGUCAACGAGCUGAGAGCUGAGGUGCAGCAGCUAACCAACGAGCAGAUACAACAGGAGCAGCUGCUGCAGGGGCUACACGCCGAGAUCGAUACCAAUCUGCGACGGUACCGCCUGCCCAAGGAUGGACUAGCGCGCCCGAGCGAAAAUCUUAAUAAAGUGUUCACCCAUCUGAAGGAGCGGCACGCGUUUAAGUUGCGUGAAACUCAGGCACGCCGUACGGAGGCGGAUGCUAAGCAGGAGGAAACGGAGGACCUGGAACAGGAAAACAUUGCACUCGAGCGGCAGUUGGAUAAUAAGAAUACAAUGCAGAUUCUGUUGAGACAGCAGACGUUGCUGAAGCGUCAAAAAAUAAAGCAAUUACUCGCAAAGCUCAGCAAGCACAGACCCAUCUAGGGCGGUUCGACUGUACCAUACUUGGAGAUACUUCUCCUUCGGCAAACACACAAGAUUCGUCGUUUUUCUUAAUGCAGUACAAAGAUGGAUCAAGAUUAUUGUUUUGAAAGUGGUUAUGAAAUAAAAGGACUUUGAACUUA
Messenger RNA from Anopheles arabiensis, 1899 nucleotides. RefSeq lists its product as uncharacterized. The transcript has 3 exons. The record is from RefSeq and is a predicted model, not a curated record. Bases 2 to 1759 code for a protein of 585 amino acids. Lineage: Eukaryota; Metazoa; Arthropoda; Insecta; Diptera; Culicidae. Gene Ontology annotation, molecular function: protein binding.